Aspergillus welwitschiae is the source of this 569-nucleotide messenger RNA. RefSeq lists its product as uncharacterized. The record is from RefSeq and is a predicted model, not a curated record. NCBI's taxonomy places the organism in Eukaryota, Fungi, Ascomycota, Eurotiomycetes, Eurotiales, Aspergillaceae. The coding region runs from base 177 to 554 and encodes 125 amino acids. The transcript has a single exon.
UAGCGGGGAUCUGAUAAUAGACGGUCUCUAUAGCCAGCGUUCCUCGUAUGCAUCUGGGGUUUCGGGUUUCAGGAUGUCUUUCCCCCCACGCUUUUCCCGCGAUUGGAAGCUGCGGAGAGAGAGUUUGGUUUCCAUGACGUCUAUGCCGUCUGCCAUGUCCCGCCAUCCCGACAGCCAUGGAUCGGGAUACUCAACCACUUAAAACUCACUUGAGACGUUUGGUGCGAAAGACUUUCCAAGAGUGGCUUGUGGCAUAUACAUGUUUACUGGCCUGUCUAAGGAAUUUCGUCCCUAAUUGGAUUGAUCAUGCAGUAAGCCCGAGGAUGACCGCCCCGGCCGAGAGACCAAAAGCCAGCUCUAGGCUCGGUGACUGCUUCCUUGUCAGUGUCUCCUGGCACCAAACCCCUGUCCUGCCACUGGAUCCUUCUUGUUCGACGUCACUCGAUCCCAAUUCACUUCCGGCGAUGAGCGGACAUCACCCCACCUGUCCGUCAUACCCGGCAACACCACCAGGACGCAACUACAUAAAGCCACGAAGGACUCACGCCCCUUGACCUGGAAGACCCUGA